Astyanax mexicanus (Mexican tetra) is the source of this 1462-nucleotide messenger RNA. RefSeq lists its product as uncharacterized. The coding region runs from base 105 to 1355 and encodes 416 amino acids. The transcript is spliced from 2 exons. The record is from RefSeq and is a predicted model, not a curated record. Gene Ontology annotation, molecular function: mRNA binding; metal ion binding. Lineage: Eukaryota; Metazoa; Chordata; Actinopteri; Characiformes; Acestrorhamphidae.
UCAAAAACCGCACGUGGCUCCGCCAACAAGAGUUCGGUCCGGUUCGGUUCUGGAGGUUCAGCGAGCAGCUCCGGAGGAACACUGCGGUCUCUGGCGGGCCCAACAUGCCGUCUUACGCGCUGAACCAGUUCGUGGAUGUGGAGGAGGCGCUGUGUAAGCAACUUUUGGGCCUGGACUUCAGAGAGCAGCCAAGCUCCCUGGCACUCCCUACUUCAGCAGUUGGAUAUAAAAAUCCAGGAGCCUCGUGCACGUUUUCCUCAACUGGGACAAUCUCUGAGUCCCGGUCAAUGACUUCUAGUAACUGGACCCAGCACAAAGAAGCGCCACUGCCAUCACGGUGGAACAAGAUGGCGUUCUGGUCUGAGAGAGCUGUCAGCAUGGUGGAAGGCGACACGGGAGGACUGGACUGGGCGUCCAUUGAAUCCAGCCUGGACAAACCCGGCACAAUGCAGAGCACCCUGUCCAUGCCCACAUCAGUGUCUGCCCUCUCCGCUGCUGCCACCGCUUCAUCCCGCUACAAGACCGAACUGUGUCGCACCUUCUCUGAACGGGGCGUGUGCAAGUACGGCAGCAAAUGCCAGUUUGCCCACGGGCACGACGAGCUACGUGGCAUCAACAGACACCCCAAAUACAAGACGGAGCCGUGCCGCACCUUUCAUUCCAUCGGCUUCUGUCCGUACGGCAUCCGCUGCCACUUUGUGCACAACAACGAGGAUGACCUCAGACAGACCCCGCCCCCAACACGACCCCAGCCACAGGUCUCGGCUCCAACCACCCAGCGGCCACCUCUCCUCAAACAGAGCUUUAGCUUUGCAGGCUUUCCGUCUACUUUCCAGCCUUUGGAGCCACCACUCGCCCAGUCGUCCUCAUUCUUCCGUACCCCUUCAUUUUCCACAGCCCUGCCACCUGCCCCGAACCUCAUUUCUGACCUUUUAAACUUGGCAUUCCCAGAACUUGACACAGGGUCCUGCACAUCGCCCAGCACAGACCAAGCUUGGGAUGCUCAGUUCUUGCCUUCACCAGACUCUGGAUGCUCCAUUGGAGAACUUGCGCCCACCCUGACAUCCCCCUCCCAGCUGCCACCCAGCCUGCCAGAGGGGUGUCCUCCAAGGCAGAGCCCUCCUUGCAGCGGUGUCUCCAUGGGCUCCAGAAGCCUGUCACUCACCUCUCUUUCGGACCACGAGGGCGGCUGUGGCAGUUCUGCCAGCAGUCUCAGUGGUUCUGAUUCCUGCUCUGUGUUUGAUGGUGCGAACAGGAGGCUUCCCAUCUUCAGCCAGCUCUCUGUGCCCGAUGAUGGCUUCUCCAGCGAGGGCAGCACUGGUGGCAGCAGUGGAAGCCCCAGCUUCUUCCUGUAGAGCCUAUGUAAAGCCUUACAAGAGCAGAGAACGGUAGAAAGACUGAAAGACUCUAAACUGUGGUAUACCAGGAUAUGCUAUAUAUAUAUAUAUAUAUAUAUAUAUAU